Molecule: messenger RNA, 216 nt
Organism: Echinococcus granulosus
Lineage: Eukaryota; Metazoa; Platyhelminthes; Cestoda; Cyclophyllidea; Taeniidae
Product: 60S ribosomal protein L38
Exons: 3
Coding region: 1-216 (71 amino acids)
Biological process (GO): protein-RNA complex assembly; translation
Cellular component (GO): cytosolic large ribosomal subunit; ribosome
Molecular function (GO): structural constituent of ribosome
Source: RefSeq, a predicted model, not a curated record
AUGCCGAAACAAGUAGCUCGCAUAAAGGAUUUUUUGAUGAAGACCCACCGUUCCGAUGCGAAGUCGGUCAAGAUAAAAACCAACAAGGACAAUGUGAAGUUCAAGAUUCGUUGCAGUCGAUUUCUCUACACCCUUGUGGUAACCGAGAAGGAGAAGGUUGAUAAGAUUAAGAAGGCUCUCCCUCCAAAUCUUACAAUCAAGGAAAUCGGCAAAUAA